This is a messenger RNA of Scaptodrosophila lebanonensis, 833 nucleotides long. Its product is annotated as muscle-specific protein 20. Gene Ontology annotation, molecular function: actin binding. Gene Ontology annotation, biological process: actomyosin structure organization. The transcript has 3 exons. NCBI's taxonomy places the organism in Eukaryota, Metazoa, Arthropoda, Insecta, Diptera, Drosophilidae. The record is from RefSeq and is a predicted model, not a curated record. Bases 93 to 602 code for a protein of 169 amino acids.
GGAAAAUAUAUUUCGAUCGUUAAAGACGCGUAUAAGACGCUUUUUGUGUAUUUAAUUCUACAUUUUUAACAUUUUUUAAUUCAAAACAAAAAAUGGCUCCCCGCAACAAGGAACAGGAACUGGAGGUGCUUACCUGGAUAUUCGAUGUACUGGGCGAGAAAGUUCCCAGCGGCCAGUAUGAGGAUAUCUUGAAGGACGGCAUUUGGUUGUGCAAGUUGAUCAACAAAUUGGCACCCGGUUCGGUGAAGAAAAUCCAGGAGCGUGGCACCAAUUUCCAACUGAUGGAGAACAUUCAGCGCUUCCAAGCCGCUGUCAAGAAGUACGGUGUGCCCGAGGAGGAAAUUUUCCAAACUGCCGAUUUAUUUGAGCGUCGCAAUAUUCCACAAGUGACGCUGUCGCUCUACGCUCUGGGCCGCAUCACACAAAAACAUCCCGAAUUCAAAGGCCCUACCUUGGGACCGAAAAUGUCCGAUAAGAACGAGCGCAGCUUCACCGAAGAACAACUGCGUGCUCAUGAGGGUCAACUGAACUUGCAGAUGGGCUUCAACAAGGGUGCCUCACAGUCGGGUCACGGUGGUUUUGGCAACACGCGUCAUAUGUAAGGUGACAAAUCUGCUUCACCCGCUCACACAAACACGUACACAAACGCACACUUAAACACUUACACAGCUCAACACAGGAAAGAAAUGAGUUAAAAACAAACACACGUUUUGAUUUAAUGUGCUUUCUUUUUCUGUACGUUUUAAGCGCUGCAAAGCAUUGCUGGCAGCGCCAGCCACUCUAAAUGUAAUUUAUACGAUAUGAAGUAAAUAAAUAAAUUAAUUUUAAUAUAA